CUCUGUAGGAUGGGGACCAGCAGACUUCAACAAUGGAUAUCCACGAUAAGUAUGUCUUUGGACGAGAUGAGGUAGAGUCAAAGCGCCUCGAUCUCCAACACAAACUCCUCGUCAAAGUAUCCGCAAAUACCCUCAUCCACCCCACAAUCCCAACAGAGAACAUCCAUGCAAUUGCAGAUAUAGCCACCGGAACUGGAAUCUGGCUCGAAGACGUCUCCCAAUUCCUAAACCUAACCACCCCACACAUCCAACGCUACUACCACGGCUUUGACAUCUCGUCUGAACAAUUCCCCACCUCCAAUCCGGAAUCCAUCCACCUAUCUAUCCAUGACUUGACGGUGCCGUUUCCAACAGAACACCAUAAUCGGUAUGACCUCGUCCAUGUACGUCUUCUGGUUGCUGCUCUGGAGGAAUCGGAAUAUAGAGUCGCGAUUACAAAUAUUUAUGAUAUCCUGAAACCAGGCGGCCACCUCCAAUGGGAAGAACUCGACUCCGAAACCUACCUCACCAAAGACAACAACCCCGUAAUCGAAGAACUCUACCGGUGCUUCGACUACGGGUUCCGCGCCGAGGGGAAAUGUUUCUCUGCUUCUGCGAAAGUCUACGAGGAGAGUAAAAUGGUGGGCUUUGUGGAUGUUGAGAGAGUGGUGUAUGAUUCUCAGAGGUUUCCGGAGCUGCGUGAGGAUACGGAGAAGAGGUUGGUUGCUAUUAUUAGGUCGUUGUAUGUGAGACUUUUGGUUAGGUCGGGGCAGGUAGGUAGUGAGGAAAUUGCGAGGGGGAGGGCGGAGGAGUUGGUCGUUAGGCUUGGGGGGCUUUGUGAGGGGGGAUUAGCGUCGCCGGGGGUGAAGUUGAUGAGGGUUUUGGGGAGGAGGCCUUUGGAGAGUUUACCUUGA
Messenger RNA from Aspergillus sclerotioniger CBS 115572, 893 nucleotides. Its product is annotated as putative LaeA-like methyltransferase. The record is from RefSeq and is a predicted model, not a curated record. The transcript has 4 exons. The coding region runs from base 33 to 893 and encodes 286 amino acids. Lineage: Eukaryota; Fungi; Ascomycota; Eurotiomycetes; Eurotiales; Aspergillaceae.